GCGUCUUUAAUGUUACAGAAAGGAUGCAAAAAAGGAAAUGUGCUCUCUGCCCCAGCGGUGUUGAUUAUGAUGUUCUGUACUUUGCACAAUCAGAGAAUAUAGCUGCUCAUGAAAAUUGUUUGUUAUAUUCUUCAGCACUUGUGGAAUGUGAGGAUGAUGGUCCACAUAAUCCUGACAGAAAUUUUGAUGUGGAAUCAGUAAAGAAAGAAAUCCGCAGAGGAAGGAAGUUGAAAUGCGUACACUGUCAUAAGAGAGGAGCCACCGUGGGAUGUGAUGUAAAAUACUGUAAGAAGAAUUACCACUUUUUCUGUGCCCAGAAGGACCACGCAGUUCCACAAAAUGAUGGCGGAACUUAUAAGUAUUGAAUACAACAUUUUUAAAACUACAUUUGGGAGACUGGGGCUGCUUUGCCAAAAACAUGCUUCAUCACCAAACAACACUCCAAAUGUUCCUUUUCUUAAGAAAUGCAAGGAAGCAGGACUGCUCGAUUACUUAUUUGAAGAAAUACUGGACAAAGUUCAUUGCAUUCAGGAAACACUCAUGUGUGAGACUACUUCAGAAUCAGUCUAUGAAGAAAUUGGGACUUUACUUUUUGACUGUAGAUUGUUUGAAGACACAUUUGUCAACUUUCAAGCAGCAAUAGAGCAAAAAAUCCAUGAGUCUCAAGAAAGGCAGCAGCAGUUGGACGAACAGAUUGAACUUCUUCAAGACUUAAAAAAUAACGUGUGCCUUUUUCAAGAAAACAGAGACCCCGAGUUAAGUUCUAUCUCAACUUCAUGUUCCCUGUCUUCUUAAUAGUCACAUUUGCUAAGCCAGGAAGCAGGCCCCAUGGCAACCCGGCUCCAGCCCAGAGCCCUGGCCAUGAAAAGCACACAUUUUUGGGACUAGGCCUCUCGUCUGGCCCUGGGGCAUGAACUGCAACCCCCAGCAGCUCUUACCUGUUUGCUGACUGACUUCAAGCCCAGCCAGGUAUUCACUGCCUCCUUCCGUCAUCAUCUCACUUCUUUUCCUAGUCUCUCUCCAAUAAAAAGCUGCUCAGAUCCUGCUUGGGGAAAUUGGACCAUGCCUCCCAUCUCUCCCAUCGCUGCACUUAAAAUCCUGUGGGUGCCUCUUGCUGAUGUAUUCGUCUCCCACCCACAGUUGAAUCUAAUGACACAGCUGGUGCUCCAACCCCCAGGGCCUUUGCACAUCCUGUUAUGAAGUCUCAACUAUCACCUUUGUCUGCUCCUCCUGCCAACCUUAUCAUUAGUCUCCCGUUUAUUCCGACAGUACUUUUCCUUCAUAUCACUUCUCAAUCUAAUUGACUGUAUCUCACAUCACACCAUUAGAGUACAAGCUCUCAGCAGCAGAAAUUCACUCCUGUGUAGUGCACACUAUUCUGUUUUAUGCUCACAACCGUGUUUUGCUAUCACAUUCCUAGCACCUAGCAUCCUCAAUUUUUGUGGAAUGUGUAAAAUUUUUUUGACUUCUGAGACUAGUUCCAACCCAUAAUGGCUCUUAGAGAUAAUAAAUUUUUAUUACUA
Carlito syrichta (Philippine tarsier) is the source of this 1523-nucleotide messenger RNA. RefSeq names its product PHD finger protein 11 (gene PHF11). The record is from RefSeq and is a predicted model, not a curated record. Lineage: Eukaryota; Metazoa; Chordata; Mammalia; Primates; Tarsiidae. The coding region runs from base 340 to 795 and encodes 151 amino acids. The transcript is spliced from 7 exons.